Messenger RNA from Umbelopsis ramanniana AG, 664 nucleotides. RefSeq lists its product as uncharacterized. The transcript is spliced from 3 exons. Lineage: Eukaryota; Fungi; Mucoromycota; Umbelopsidomycetes; Umbelopsidales; Umbelopsidaceae. The record is from RefSeq and is a predicted model, not a curated record. Bases 14 to 490 code for a protein of 158 amino acids.
ACAUUGCUGGCUCAUGGCUUCGAGUGCGACACUCUCCAAUUUAGCGGAUCAAUACUCCAGAGAGUUUUCUGAAUGCUUAAGCACCAUUCUUCCCGAUACACCUGACAAGAUCAAUGAUUCUAAAGCCAUUCACAAAGACAUCGCAACACAUAUUGCCGCGAUGAAAGCCACUACUAGUUCAAUAGAAGAAGCAAUGGGCGAUAUUCGGCUGGAGCUACUCAAAGACAAAGAAGUGGCUCUAGAGCAGUCUUUAGCCCUGUUACGACGCGAUAUACACGUAAAGACGGAAACGAUAGACAAAUACACCACGCAGCUAGAAAAGUGGUCGAGCGAGCUGCUUAAAUUGGGAAGCAAAGGCCGUGAAGUGGCGAAGCGGGAGCACGAGCGAUACCAAGUGCGAAGCGACAACGACCACAACCGCUCUCAAGUACAAAGACAUGACUCAGAUGAUGAUAUGUCGGAUAAGGAUAUGUUUGAAGAAGUUGUAUAAUACAUAAAGUAAUUAGCGUAUGUGAAACACCACUGGCUAUGGCAUAAUCUUUUUUUAUUUUUGCAAUUUUGCACGAUGGCUCUAUUCUUGUGUUGGCACCUCAAUGAGUACCUCUAGUGAAGUAACUAUCCCUAAUUAUCCUGUGGCGUUGCACCGAUGUCUGAUCCUUCGUCC